AUGUGGGUGUUCCUCUGAUCAUCAACAAGAGAGUGGGGGACUCCGUGGAGCUGCUGUUUGAGGGGAGACUUAAGAUGAACACCAAAAACUUCAGUUUAACAGUCAGAGAACUGACACUGCAAGACUCAGGGGAUUUUCUACUUACAGGUGAAGGGGACAAACGUCAGAUCAACAGUAAGACCAUCACUCUGAAGGUCCACGAGCCUAUAUCCAAGGUGGCGAUCCAGYCAGACAUCAAGCUAUUGGCCAACCGCUCCUGUACGGUACGGCUGGUGUGCAACGUGUCCUGCUACCCCAACAUUACCUACACCUGGGAGAGAGACAAUGAGAUSUACGGGGACGCCCAGCAGAUUUACUUCUCUCUCUCACCAGCAGAGAGAAACAUCAGUGUAAAGUGRAACGCCUCCAACCUGGUCAGUUGGAAAACUGCCUCUGCAACAGUAAAAUGUAGAAAUGACACAACCACCCCAGAAUAUGUGACAGGACUGCCGUGGUAUACCAUCUACAUCGGAGUAUCAGUGGGAGGCGCUGUGGUGCUGAUCCUCACUGUGGCUGUGGCAAUGUGCUACUGCAGGGGACGAAGUAACACAGAAGGGGGGAUUUACAAAAAAAUUGUAAAAGAGUGA
Salvelinus sp. IW2-2015 is the source of this 626-nucleotide messenger RNA. The record is from RefSeq and is a predicted model, not a curated record. Lineage: Eukaryota; Metazoa; Chordata; Actinopteri; Salmoniformes; Salmonidae.